AUGCCAUCAACCAGAAAGGGAAAAGCAGCAGCAGUCAAGGAACCAUCGCCCAGUCCCAGUAAUGGCACUAAGAAGUCGCCCAAGAAGACCCGCGAGUCUGAAGACUAUAAAGACACCCUUACAAAAGUACAUUCUCAAAUCAACGAUCUGGGCGCCGAUGGAGUCAAAAAGGUCGUCAGCCGUCACGUCCUUGGGGUCUCUGGGGGCCGGAUCACGAAAAGGGGCAAAGUCAAUGUCAGAAAGAAUGUAGUCCGUGAAUUACAGGCCUUGACACCAUCCGACCCAUCCGAAGCAAAAUCAAAAGCAGCAACUGCAGCCGCCCGAGUCUCAAUCACGGCCCAAAUCGCUAAACGAGGUGUACACGCCGAACUGGCCAAAGUAGCAGGUGGUAACCAGCCUAUCUCUCGAAUCGCUCAUAUGGACGUCCGUCAUGGUCUGCCAGUAAACCAGGCAUCGUCAUCAGUACAACGUGCUGGGCUCGUUCCCCGUAAAGAAGUAGAUGACAAGUUAAAGAAGGCCCUUGUAUCUGAGUUGGGUCGUAUUGCUGGUGAUGCGCCGGUUCCGUCUGUUGCUGCGGCCAAGGUUGGCAUGUCGUAUGCAAAGACGGCUGUUAAUGCUCAACUUGUCAAGCGAGCUGUCGUCCACGAGAUUGAAAAGAGGGGUGCUCAAUAA
Molecule: messenger RNA, 672 nt
Organism: Synchytrium microbalum
Lineage: Eukaryota; Fungi; Chytridiomycota; Chytridiomycetes; Synchytriales; Synchytriaceae
Exons: 3
Coding region: 1-672 (223 amino acids)
Source: RefSeq, a predicted model, not a curated record